Dissoconium aciculare CBS 342.82 is the source of this 781-nucleotide messenger RNA. RefSeq lists its product as uncharacterized. The transcript has a single exon. The record is from RefSeq and is a predicted model, not a curated record. Lineage: Eukaryota; Fungi; Ascomycota; Dothideomycetes; Mycosphaerellales; Dissoconiaceae. Bases 250 to 711 code for a protein of 153 amino acids.
GUGACAAUUGCAUCUCCGUUGACUAUUCGAUUUUUCAUCCCGAGCCGCGUGUGCUGACCUGAAUGUUCCCUGCAGAUCAAAUCGCCCGACAAGUCGAAGACCCAGGCCUCAGACACUCCUCACAAACCCACGUGGGUCUGGAGAUGGGCAUUCGCCACGCGGCCGAAUUCUUCAGUUUCUACAUAUGCCGCUUCGUCCUGGCCGACCUCGGUUUGCUGCUGGACAAACGUCUCAAACGCGGCUCCGAAUAUGUUCUCACAUGAGCUUUCGCCGAGCUUCUCCCUCCAUCCUUCCGCCAUCCCCGAGUGCGCUAGCUGCUCGCUUGCCAUUUCGAGUAGAGCGACCCAUUCUUGGACGGCAUCCCUGUCCAUCACACGUGAUGGUCAACGAUGUCGAUCCCACGCGUUCCGACUUCUCCCUCACACCCUCUCCAUACAAUACCCUUAUCACGAACACGCCUCCGAAACGACCCUUUGGAGCGGAAAACCUUUCGUCUGCACAAAGUCCAGAACAUUUUUGCCUUCAAGAAAGAUACAGCCAGAAUACUUGACGGACCCCCAAUGGAUAGAAUCACGUUUGUUUCUUACGGACUUCUCCGAGUUAUGGCUUACGACCGUCACGGAGAGUGCGCUUUUGGCACUUUGUGGUGACGAUUUAAGUCGUAAUCUAGUUGCGAAAAAAAUCUUUUGGCAAGCUGGAAUGAGAAGAUGAAAAUGCGAGUGCGGUUGUGUCUUUUGGUAGCGAAUAUGAUUCCCGAUUUUUGAUUUGAUUUUUGACUCUA